This is a messenger RNA of Paramuricea clavata, 2216 nucleotides long. NCBI's taxonomy places the organism in Eukaryota, Metazoa, Cnidaria, Anthozoa, Malacalcyonacea, Plexauridae. The record is from the annotation of a GenBank genome assembly.
AUAACUUCCAAAAUGAACAUUCAGAUUCCUGACAGAGCUUCUAGUACGGGUACCAAAAAUUCUGCUGGUAUUACCAGUUUUCAAGCCACCUCCUUGAUUACCAUGCCAAUAGAUACUUCUUCAGUGUCUCGUUCUUCAAAACCAGGAAUUGACAAUACUGUUGUCUGCAAGCAAGGUGAUAGAAGUUCAAGAUCAGGCUACUGUUUUGCAUAUAAACCGGACAAUCCAUUAUGUGAAGGUCAAGCUUUGAAAGACGACCUGGACUUAACUAUCCCAGAUGAUGGGAGUGUGAGCAGUGACCAAAACGGUGUCCCAAGGUCAAGAAGUACUGAAGGUCAUUAUUUCACAAGAGUUGAAAGAAAUAUAGCUAGUAGGUCCGUCCAGUUUGCACCUGAGACAUUGUCUAGAAUAAACCCCUUAUUACAGCAAGAGACAAAUUGUGAUGAAAAGUAUAAAGAAUAUUCCUCUAAUGGUCACAAAAAUGACCAUGCUACUAAAGAAAAUAUUUGUCCAAAUUCAGGUAAUGGUCUGAUUAUCGAUGGUGAUAAUAAUGUUGAUGACGUAUUCCGUUACAGUACAAAAUCAUCUCAGAGCCAGAACAUAGUGCUCUCUCCAAUUCCUGUAACCAACAAAAUGACCUUUACUGGGCUUGUUUCUCAUUCAGAGAGGCAAGGCACGAACGAUGGUCAAAGACCAAGUAAUAUGCCAGUUGUAAACUAUUCCGAAAGCCCAGAGUGUUCAAAACAUAUCUUUGUAACCCAGCCAAGCAUGGGUACACAAACGCCUUUAAGAGUUGAAGCCUUAGAUGUUUCAUUGCCAGAUAAGCAUUCGCAGGAGGUUGCUGAAAUAUUAGAUUAUGUGAAGCAACAGGAUAAGAGGGUUAAUGCAUUAAAAGAGGAAGUUGAAGAAAGGAACAACCGUAUUGAGGAGUUGGUGGCAACAAAUUCUAAGCUCGCUGCAAGAGUGAUGGUGUUAGAAACGGCAGUGGCCUUAAUACAAGAAAAAUUAGAGUCAUGAUGUCCAGUCAUGUUGCGAGGUUUGAGUUAGGAAACGUUAUUUUUAUAGAUGUUUCACGCGAUGUUUACUUCAAGAAUUAGUGAAUAGUGGCAACAAAUUCUAAGCUCGCUGCAAGAGUGAUGGUGUUAGAAACGGCAGUGGCCUUAAUACAAGAAAAAUUAGAGUCAUGAUGUCCAAUCAGGUUGCGAGGUUUGAGUUAGGAAACGUUAUUUUUAUAGAUGUUUCACGCGGAUGUUUACUUCAAGAAUUAGUGAUAGUGGAAACAAAUUCUAAGCUCAGUACAAGAGUGAUGUUGUUAGAAACAGCAGUCGCCUUAAUACAAGAAAAAUUAGAGUCAUGAUGUCCAGUCAGGUUGCGAGGUUUGAGUUAGGAAACGUUAUUUUUAUAGAUGUUUCACGCGAUGUUUACUUCAAGAAUUAGUGAAUAGUGGAAACAAAUUCUAAGCUCAGUACAAGAGUGAUGUUGUUAGAAACAGCAGUCGCCUUAAUACAAGAAAAAUUAGAGUCAUGAUGUCCAGUCAGGUUGCGAGGUUUGAGUUAGGAAACGUUAUUUUUAUAGAUGUUUCACGCGAUGUUUACUUCAAGAAUUAGUGAAUAGUGGAAACAAAUUCUAAGCUCAGUACAAGAGUGAUGUUGUUAGAAACAGCAGUCGCCUUAAUACAAGAAAAAUUAGAGUCAUGAUGUCCAGUCAGGUUGCGAGGUUUGAGUUAGGAAACGUUAUUUUUAUAGAUGUUUCACGCGAUGUUUACUUCAAGAAUUAGUGAAUAGUGGAAACAAAUUCUAAGCUCAGUACAAGAGUGAUGUUGUUAGAAACAGCAGUCGCCUUAAUACAAGAAAAAUUAGAGUCAUGAUGUCCAGUCAGGUUGCGAGGUUUGAGUUAGGAAACGUUAUUUUUAUAGAUGUUUCACGCGAUGUUUACUUCAAGAAUUAGUGAAUAGUGGAAACAAAUUCCAAGCUCAGUACAAGAGUUAUGGUAGUAGAAACAGCAGUCGCCUUAAUACAAGAAAAAAUAGAGUCAUGAUGCCUUGUUCAUAUCGGCCAGUGAGCUCUCUCUAUAUAUAUCUGGAGCAAGAAUUUCAGUCAUUCGACCUGUAAGAAAAGUGUAGCCAAGAUGGCGGAAUUUACGUCCAAUAGAUAGGAAUGUUUCGCUAAUCAAGUUAUGAGUUCAUAAAACUAUAUAGUAUUAUUCUUUAAAUCGAG